AUGGCUGCUUUCGCCUCGGCCGUGACCUUCUUUGGCAGAUGCGGCAUUGUGGACAUGAGAUAUGGCGAUGGUGACAGAUAUCUAGGAGAGAUCGAGGUGAAGGUGAAUCAGCAUCCGUACCGUUUGCUGACACCAAAGGGUCCCAGCGCAACGUGGGGUGCUCCUUCCUGCUAA
This is a messenger RNA of Plenodomus lingam JN3, 174 nucleotides long. The record is from RefSeq and is a predicted model, not a curated record. NCBI's taxonomy places the organism in Eukaryota, Fungi, Ascomycota, Dothideomycetes, Pleosporales, Leptosphaeriaceae.